GCAUUGAUACUUGCAGUAUCUGUCAGUUUAUUUCACCUCCAAAUAAAAUGCUAUGUUCCUGACGUUGUUUUUGACGUCCCCUGGUGUCAUCUUCUAAUUGUCAAAAACAUAAACAUUGAACAAUCGCUACCCCUAUGGUAUUGAUUUGGAAUAAUCCAAUAUUGACCUUUGACUUUCUUGGAGUUUUUCCCGCCGUUUGUCUCUUGAUGUGCAAAUUUCUGUCCAGGCCAAAAGCUUUAUCUUCCUUGAAACCAACAAGCAGGAACCUCCUUGAGCAAGGAUUUGGGCAUGAUGGCAGCAGGACAGAGAUCACCAGCAUCAUCCGACUUCUGCCACCAAGCACACGCUGGAGCCCUCUUGCAGGGCUUGGAGGGACUGCGAUCCAACAGCCUGCUGGUAGACGUCAUCCUUUGCGUUGCCGGGAAAGAGAUUCCGUGUCACCGAAACGUCCUCGCCGCAUGUAGCGGAUAUUUCCAGGCCAUGUUCUGUAACGGGCUUCGCGAGAGUAAGGAGCACAAGGUAACCAUUCACGAAGUUAGUGCCAGCAUCAUGCAGCUUCUUGUCGACUAUGCGUACACUUCCAAAGUCACCAUCACGAAGGACAAUGCUGUAGAACUCCUGGAGGGGGCCAACUUCUUCCAAAUCCAACCUGUUUUUGAUGCGUGCACAAAGUUCCUAUCUAAACAUCUGUGUGCAGAGAACUGUCUGAAAAUGUUAGCCCUUGGGGGCAUGCUGGCACCUGACUUGGAGAAGAAGGCACUGCCCUGCGCCAUGAAGGAGUUUGAUUCGGUCAGCAAAACACCCGAGUUCCUUUGUCUGAGAAAGGAGCAGCUCAUCACUCUCAUCUCGUCUGAUGACCUCAAUGCUUCAGAAGAAACGGUAUACACAGCAGUGAUGGCGUGGAUCAACCAUGACACUAGGGGGAGGAGGAAGGAGAUGAAAGAGCUGAUGGAGCUGGUUAGGUUCCCAUUCAUGGACAGGCUGUACUUCUUAGAGAACGUAGAAAACAACAAUGCAGUACGCAAGGCUUGCCUGGACAUUGUGGCAGAAACUCGAAAGUACCAGUUGUUCCCGGGAGAGGUCCAGUCGCCACGCACCCGUCCCCGCCGUGCCAGCGGUCUGAAGGAGGCAGUGGUAGUCAUCGGAGGGAGAGAGGUACCAGGAAGUGAAGAAUUUUUAUACAUAGAUACAGACUCCAUGAUAAUGACCUGCUCUGCUGAGGCAUCAAGCUCAGAUUGGGCUCCUUUAACACACAUGAGGCAUUGCAAUGGUUUUGCCUCUCCAACUUUCCGCUUGGAAGCCAUGCUGCCUGCCGUGUGGGUCAAAGGAUUUGGCACGAUGGCAGCAGGACAGAGAUCACCAGCAUCAUCCGACUUCUGCCACCAAGCACACGCAGGCGCCCUCUUGCAGGGCUUGGAAGGACUGCGAUCCAACAGCCUGCUGGUUGACGUCAUCCUUUGUGUCGCCGGAAAAGAGAUUCCGUGUCACCGAAACGUCCUCGCUGCUUGUAGCGGAUAUUUCCAGGCCAUGUUCUGUAACGGGCUUCGCGAGAGUAAGGAGCACAAGGUUACAAUUCACGAAGUCAGUACCAGUACUCUUCAGCUUCUCGUCGACUACGCGUACACUUCCAAAGUCACCAUCACGGAGGACAACGCUGUGGAGCUCCUGGAGGGGGCCAACUUCUUCCAGAUCCAACCUGUUUUUGAUGCGUGCACAAAGUUCCUAUCGGAACGUCUGUGUGCAGGGAACUGUCUGAAGAUGUUAGCCCUUGGGGGCAUGCUGGCACCUGACUUGGAGAAGAAGGCACUGCCGUGCGCCAUGAAGGAGUUUGAGGCAGUCUGCAAAACACCCGAGUUCCUUCAUCUGAGAAAGGAACAGCUAGUCACUCUCAUCUCGUCUGACGAUCUCAAUGCUUCGGAAGAGACUGUGUACACGGCAGUGAUGGCAUGGAUCAACCAUGACACUAGGGGGAGGAGGAAGGAGAUGAAAGAGCUGAUGGAGCUGGUCAGGUUCCCUUUCAUGGACAAGAUGUACUUCAUGGAGAAAGUGGAGACCGACAAUGCAGUACGCAAGGCUUGCCCAGAUAUCGUGGCGGAAACUCGAAGGUACCAGUUCUUCCCAGGAGAGGUCCAGUCGCCUCGCACCCGUCCCCGCCAUGCCAGCGGUCUGAAGGAGGCAGUGGUGAUCAUUGGAGGGACACAGAAAAAUUUGCCUGGACAAACCGUUUACUCAAACUCCAUAAUGAUGACCUACUUGGCUGAGCCACCAAGCAGAUGUUGGGUCGAUUUAACACAAAUGAAGCGAAAAGACGUUGGAUUUGCUGUGGCUGUUCUGGGAACAAGUGACAUUAUUGUAUCUUCAGGUGGCUUUUGUGGGAGGCUCAGCUUCAGUGAUGUGUGGCUGUAUAAUGUAGAACUGAACAACUGGGCAGAUCUUGCUCCAUUGAACGUGACCCGGCAUUAUCACAAGCUGGCAGUACUGCAAGGUAAAGUGUAUGCAAUUGGUGGCAGAGACAAUAGUUCUAAAUUUGAACUAGCCUCUGUAGAGGUCUACGACAGAAACCUGAACAAAUGGAGUGAAGGAGUUCCACUUCCAGAGCCAAGGAGCCGGCAUGCUGUUGCGGUGUUAGACGGCAGCAUAUACGUGAUAGGUGGAUGCAAUGAUGAACUCGAACCAAAAUCCACGGUGUACUGUUUCAGCCCAGGAGAUGCUCAGUGGCAGCCACAGAGUGAUGUACCUGUAGUGGGUCGUAAGAUAUCUGCUUCAGUACUCAAUGGUAACAUCUACGUGGCUGUGAACAAAGGCAUUUAUAGUUUCAGGCCCGGGGACGAUGGUGGAUCCUGGAGUGAAGUACUGACAUGUGGCGUCAACAGGUCGCCUGGGAUGACUGUCAUUGGAGGGAAGCUUUACCUUUAUGGAGGCAAAGACCGUGGUGUUGGAAGCACAUAUAUCAUGUGCCUUGAUCCGGAGACCAAGUCGCUUCUGCGUGUGGGGACCAUGCCAGUGGGUCUGUACGGUCAUGCUUGUGUCACUGUACUGAAGGGGUGAUGGAAAAUGGACAACCCUUGCAAGCUUUUUUUUUCGUCAUCUGAGCUCACUUCCUUUUUGUAUACCGGUAAGACAAUUUUGUCAAAAGAUGGUGCAAUGGCCAUGAUCUUGUCUGUUAUUUGACUAGAAUGAUAUAACGUUAUAGGCAGUCACGCAAGCUCUUUUCAUCCUAUGGGAAUUGACUAUCUUAUGUAGUUCCACAUGUUAGUAUUACAAUUCUCUGAGUUUGUAGUAUCCUUUCAGGGCGUACAAUUAUCCCAAAUUGCCAAUUCUUUGAUCAUUGACAAUGGUUUUCUUAUAUCUUAUGUAUAGUUAUAUAGAUGUAUAAGUACAUUCUUUCCUUGUAUGAAAGAUAGUCACAAUACUUGUCAGCAUCAAAAUAUAUAGAUAGAAAAAUACAUGUACUAGUUUCAUCGUGUAUUUUUUAUACUAUGAACACUUGAACUUAUUUUUUUUUUAAAUCUU
This is a messenger RNA of Branchiostoma floridae (Florida lancelet), 3513 nucleotides long. Its product is annotated as kelch-like protein 24. Lineage: Eukaryota; Metazoa; Chordata; Leptocardii; Amphioxiformes; Branchiostomatidae. Gene Ontology annotation, molecular function: protein binding. The record is from RefSeq and is a predicted model, not a curated record. The coding region runs from base 289 to 3048 and encodes 919 amino acids. The transcript is spliced from 4 exons.